AUGCGGCGAGUUGUUGUAACUGGUCUUGGGGCGGUAACACCGCUAGGUGUAGGAAUUCGGCGUACAUGGAAACGUUUACUAGAUGGCCAUUGCGGCGUUGUUAACGUGAAGGACCGCGAUGAACGUUUUGCUGAGCAGCCCUGUCAGGUUGCUGCUGUUGUGCCACAGGGCAGUCGUGAGGAUGGGGGUUGGACUGCCUCGGAAUGGUUGAAUCGGGGUGUAAGUAACUUUUUUCGACUAACUUCGCUUGGCGAAUUGUAUUAUAUCUGCAAUGCUGACACUUUGAGUCAGGAGGAGCGGAAGAUGGCCAAAUUUGCGCAGUAUGCCAUGGCAGCGACAGAAGAGGCGCUUCAAGAUGCGAGCUGGAAGCCGGAGUUUUUUGAUCAGAGGGAGGCGACAGGCUACAAGAAGGUCAAUCCACUGUUCGUGCCAAAGCUGCUGAUAAACCUUGGCGCUGGGCAUAUUUCCAUGAAGUACGGGCUCAUGGGUCCGAGUCAUUCCGCGACGACGGCUUGUACAACUGGCGCUCAUUCUAUUGGCGAUGCAGCUCGAUUCAUUGCCUGCGGUGAUGCUGAUGUGAUGGUUGCCGGUGGUGCCGAGUCAUGUAUCCAUCCUUUAGCCAUAGGCGGCUUUGCGCGCGCAAGAAGUCUAGCGACGGGGUUUAACGAUAACCCAGAGAAGGCUUCACGUCCGUUCGAUGCCGACCGUGCAGGCUUUGUGGUCGGUGAAGGAGCAGCUGUGAUGAUUCUUGAGGAGUUAGAGCAUGCUCUCGCAAGAGGGGCACGAAUCUAUGCAGAAGUCAAAGGAUAUGGGUGCUCCAGCGAUGCACACCAUAUGACCUCGCCCAAGGAAAAUGGCGAAGGUGCAUUUAUGGCUAUGAAAAAGGCGCUUAAACAAGCCCAGUUACGCCCUUCUGCGGUUGACUAUGUCAAUGCACAUGCAACUUCGACCAUUGUCGGCGAUGCUGCUGAAAACGCUGCUAUAAAGGCACUUCUACUUGGCCCUGAUGGCAAAGAUAAGGCUGCUGAUGUGAACGUUAGCAGCACAAAGGGUGCUCUUGGUCAUCUGCUUGGCGGUGCUGGUGCUAUAGAAGCUUUGAUCAGUGUACUUGCAAUCCACGAGAAUACUAUGCCCCCUACUAUCAAUCUAGAUCGCUUGGCUGAUGGGUUUGAUUGCAACUAUGCGCCGAAAGAUCCCCAGUCACGACAGAUUGAUGUUGCCUUGACAAAUAGCUUUGGCUUUGGGGGUACAAACAGUAGCCUUUGCUUUGCUAAUUAUUCAUGA
Messenger RNA from Penicillium coprophilum, 1284 nucleotides. RefSeq names its product putative beta-ketoacyl synthase (Cem1). Gene Ontology annotation, biological process: fatty acid biosynthetic process. The coding region runs from base 1 to 1284 and encodes 427 amino acids. Gene Ontology annotation, molecular function: 3-oxoacyl-[acyl-carrier-protein] synthase activity. The record is from RefSeq and is a predicted model, not a curated record. Lineage: Eukaryota; Fungi; Ascomycota; Eurotiomycetes; Eurotiales; Aspergillaceae. The transcript has 5 exons.